Messenger RNA from Hevea brasiliensis (rubber tree), 6357 nucleotides. RefSeq names its product agamous-like MADS-box protein AGL29. Lineage: Eukaryota; Viridiplantae; Streptophyta; Magnoliopsida; Malpighiales; Euphorbiaceae. Gene Ontology annotation, molecular function: RNA polymerase II cis-regulatory region sequence-specific DNA binding; protein dimerization activity; DNA-binding transcription factor activity, RNA polymerase II-specific. Gene Ontology annotation, biological process: regulation of transcription by RNA polymerase II. The record is from RefSeq and is a predicted model, not a curated record. The transcript has a single exon. Bases 5549 to 6145 code for a protein of 198 amino acids.
GUUUUUUCUUUUUUAAGAAAAAAUUGCAUCAGUCGCACCGAGUGUUCGUGUAUUCACUUACAGAGUUACAGGACGAGAACGCCUCUCUUCAAUGGCUUUCAAUGCUUGUUGCCACGAGAUUUAUUCUCCCCAGUUUUUAUGUAGAAUCGACUAUGUUCAAAUCAGAGACCAUCUACCUUUACAGGUUUAUCUGAUUUUUAUCCCCGUCAUUAUUGAUUUCUGCUUAUACCUUCCUUUGUGCGGUUUGAUAUUUGAUUUUAUUUUGGUCAGCUAAAUUUGGAUUCAAAUUUUUGUGGCGUAGAAAUUAUUAUUGAUUUCUACUUGUUAUGGUUUGGGUUAUUUUCAUUGAUAGUUCACAUGUUCGAAUCCGCUGGAAUUGUGAUUGGAUAUUAUAUGGUAGCGGGAUAGGUACUCUCGUUGUUUGCCUAUCAAGCGGGAAGGGGGGAAAAAAAAAAAAAGAAGCAAAUUGUAUGCAGGUGAACAAAAAAUCGAUGCAAAAUUGUUUACAAAUAGGUGUUCAAAUAAGGGAUUGAGUGGGUAAUUCAAUUUCAGUCUCUGUUAAAAGCAUUGCUGUGAGUGAUGUCAAAUAUAUAUUCAUUUGGUUUGUUGUUGAUUGAUUUGGAGUUCUAACAGAAAUUACUGAUUAGAAGCCCUUGAUUUGGAGUUCUAACAGAAAUUACUGAUUAGAAGCCCACAUUGUCUAAUUUUUCAGGGAAGCGUAGUUAUUAGUAUUAUUAUUAUUUUUUGUGAAGAUUAUUUACACAGCAUAAUAAGAUGAUGGUUUUCAAUGGGAUUCUUAAUUUGAUUUUAAAAUACUGAAUAAUUGUUAUUUUUAGCCUUUCACGUAAAGGGAGUUUGGUCAUUACUUCUAAUCGUGAUAUGGGAUGUUAAUUACUCUCUAAGCUUCACUUCUUUUUACAAAUAAACUCUGCAAUUCUGUAGGGCAUUAAAUAUUCUUUUAUCCCUCUUUUCUGAGGACUUUUUCAUGAUAUCAAAUAAAUACGAUGAAGCUAGUAGUAUAUUCCUGAUUUCUUAUGCUGUCUAAAUAUGUCUUCGUGUAUUAAUUACAAGGUAUUAGUUACUAGAGUUUGUCUAGUAAGCCUAUUCUUUUAAAAAUUUCUUCAGUCAAGCUUUUGUUUAACAUCUUCAUGAACCAUUAAUUUUGGAUAAAAUGGCGAUUCUAAAUUGAAGCUUGUUGUAAAAGUAAGAUUACCUUUUAGUUUUUGAGUUUCAUAUUAUAUGUUCGGUCUCAAAUCACUAAAAUUGUAUCUUCACUUUGCAUGAUUCUGAUUAUAAUUGUUUGCUGCUGAAAAUGCUAUUUCUUUUGCUUUCUUUUUCAUUCUAUAUUGGGUUCACCUGCAAGAUAUUGUAGUAGCUACUUUUAGAAGUAAUAUCAUACAAUAAGGAAUGCAGAAGGAUGAGGACUAGCAUAACAUGAAUACUGAGGAGGCAUGAUAGAGGAAAAAAGGAUUUAUAUAUUAAACUCAAACUAGUGUACGACUAAUGUUUAGUUGAAUUGAGUUGAAAUUACUAUCUUAAGCAGAUAAAGAAUAACAAUAAAUGGUAUUGGUUAAACAUGAAAUUAUUAAUUUAUAGAAUAUUUAUUUGUUAAAUAUGAGGGAGUCAAGUUUCACUGAGAUGUUCAUGUGCUUAUACAACAAUAGACAUGGUUUCCAAAACCAUAUUGUAGUUUGCAUUUCACAGUAUGAGAAGUUGUGUGGCUUGGGGGUGACAAAUUCCUGUGGGUGUGAUGUUGAAGCUCUAUGUGGUUGGCAAUUGGCCUAAUCAGAGCCAAGGCACUUCUUAUGGAUCCAUUCCGUAUGCAGACAUAUAAUAUAUAUGUUACUGUUUGGUGGUUGACAAGUGAGAUAUUUUACUUUGAAGAAAUUAAUAGCACAAGUUUUAGUUGUUUGAGUCCUUUGAUUUUUACGUGGUGCGCUUUCUUUGGCAAAGCAAAUAUCUUAGUGUGCAUUGUAUCAGCGUCACUUGACUCACUUGCCACUAAUUCUAUCUUUACGUGUGCGAUGGGACACACUUUAUCCUUUAUGAUGGAGUCGAUUUAUUUAGCUUAUGAGAGUUUCAUGAAUUUUUUUUUUCUGGCAUGAUUCUGCAAAAAUCAUUGAGAGAAACUAUAAAGCUGAGUGCUGGGAUAGAACUAAUAAUAUUGCUAGAAAUAUAAUUAUUAUCUUAAUUUUGCAUGUGUGUUUCCUGUGGCUUGCAUUGUGCAAAUUUUACAACUCUUACUAUGUCAUGUAACUUGUGGAAAUGACAAAUGAUUUAUCACAUUGUGACAUUGCUUAGUUAGUAUUAGAAAAGGACUAAGGGGAAGAGCAUAAAAUGUCACUUAGUUGUGGAGUUAAUUUUUUCCAUGCUAGUGAUAGAUGCAUUAUAACUUAAACGAAUGAAAUUGGAUUUAGAUCUCUACAUGUGAGGAGGUCCCCAAGUUAUCAUCUCCAGCCAUGGCCCAUGCAUGCAUGUUACUUGGGUUAUAUUGUGCCUCAAGCUGUUAAGCUGAUCAUAAAUGGUUAUGAUGUGCAUAUAAUUAGUAGAGACCAUGUUGAUUGUUUGUUUGUAUGGAUUUUAAUUGGUUGAAAUAAAAAAUUUGGUGGAAAUAAAUCUAAGGUAUUAAACUUUUCUCUAUUGACUUCUCUUCAACUAGCAUGAUUGCUUGGAGAUUUUACGAUAUCUCACUUUAAUUAUAACAUGAAAAAAAAAAUAUUGCUCUUGUGUUUUCAGAGUUGCACGUAUGCUUAUACUGAGUGAGAGUAUUGUUUUAUGAUGUGUUAUGUGUGUGCACUCAUGCGCGUGUACGUGUGUUGAUUGGCAGGGAUAUUUUUCUUCCUAUUAAAGUACCUGGUUCAUAUCUUACCAUUAUAUAAGUUUGUGUUUAGAUAUAUGGAUUUGGAUUUGAAAUUCAUAAUUUUAAAAAUAUUUUGUUUGGCUAAUGAAAAAAAUUUAUGAGUCUCAAAUUUAAAAUUUCUUUAUUGCUUUGUUAGGAUGAAUUUGAACUUCAAAUAAUAUAUUCAAUAUCAUUAUUUCAAAUUCAUACAUUUUUUAGUCUUCAUAUUCAUCUUGGAUUUUAUUGAAAUUCAAAUGUAUAUUUUUCUAAACCUCCCGAACAAGAUAUUUAAUCCAAAUCUAAAACCAUGAAUUCAAACGUAAUAUAUAAGGCAAUUUUUCUAGAUUAAGGAACAUAUUUACUUGGCAAGUUUAGUUUGAUAAAAUAAAGUUAGAGCCGCAUUUUAGAAAGAAAAAAAAAACCACCUUUGCAGUAUAAUAUUCCAUUCUGGUAGCUAGUAUUUCUUUGUUUUUAGUUUUACUUGACAAAUGCUUAGAAACGUUAUAGCAACUUAAUAAAAUGAAUCAAGGCUGGAGCUUUUAAUUUAAUUUCUUCAGGUCAUUAUUUUCUUACCAAUUUUUAUGUGCAUUGUAAGAUAUCUUUCUUUAUUGAGGAAUUUUUUAAAAUUUGGUUGCUUAGAUUAGAAAUGUAACUCCGCCUAAGUAGUUUAUGCUUAGCCGUUCCCAAGUCCGGAUAAAGGAGGAGGGUUGCGGUGAGUGACAAACAGCGUAAAAAUUUCGUCACACCUCAUGAUAUGGAUUCAAAUAAUACAGAGUUGCUCAAACUAUAGGGGAAUUAAACUCAUGAGCCAUACUAUGAAAUUGUGGGAGAGAGUUGUGGAGCAUCGACUACGUCAUGAUACUUCUAUCUCUUCCAAUCAAUUUGGCUUCAUGCCCGGUCGUUCAACUAUGGAAGCGAUCUUUCUCAUUAGAAGCUUGAUGGAGAAAUAUAGAGAUAUGAAGAAAGAUCUACAUAUGGUUUUUAUCGAUUUGGAGAAGACUUAUGAUAGUGUUCCAAGAGAUGUCUUAUGGAGAGUGUUAGAACAAAAGAGAGUAUCUAUUAGGUAAAUACAAGUGUUGAAAGAUAUGUAUGAAGGAGCAACUACUAUUGUGCGCACAGUGGGAGGGGACACAAGAGAUUUUCCUAUCUCAAUUGGAUUACACUAAGGUUCAGCUGUAAGCCCUUACCUUUUUACAUUAGUUUUAGAUGAAUUGACAAAACAUAUACAAUAGAGUAUCCCUUGGUGCAUGAUGUUUGCAGAUCAUAUAGUUCUGAUAGAUGAGACGCGAGAAGGAGUUAAUAGAAAGCUAGAGCUUUGGAGAAGUACUCUAGAGUCAAAGGGUUUUAAGUUAAGUAGAACGAAGAUAGAAUACAUGCAUUGCAAGUUCAGUGAAAGCCGAACUGGUGAUAGGGAAGGAGUUAGUUUGGAUGAAGUGGUACUGCCCCAAAAUAAUCACUUUAAAUAUCUCGGUUUAAUCCUUCAAGUAGAUGGGGAAUGUGAGGAGAAUGUUGGUUAUAGGAUUAAAGCCGGAUGAUUGAAGUGGAGAAGUGCCAUGGGAGUUUUAUGUGAUCGCAAAAUUCCCAAUAAGUUGAAAGGCAAAUUUUACCGUACAGUCAUGCGACCGGCUAUAUUAUAUGGUAGUGAGUGUUGGGCACUGAAGGAGUCGUAUGUGUCUAAGAUAAGAGUUGCGGAGAUGAGAAUGUUAAGGUGGAUGAGUGAUCAUACUAGACUAGAUAAAGUCCGUAAUGAGAGUAUUAGAGAAAAAGUAGGAGUGGUGUCAAUUGAGAAUAAGUUGAGAGAAAGGAGAUUGAAGUGGCUUGGUCAUGUGAAGCGUGGACAAACGGAGUCUCCAGUUAGACAAGUAGAGCACAUUAGGCUAGAGGAUAGAAAGAAAAGAAUGGGUAGACCUAAAUUGACUUGGAGGAAAGUAGUACAAUAUGACCUAGAAGUAUUACACAUUUUUGAGGAUUUAACCCAAAAUCGUUUAGAAUGGAUAAAGAGAAUCCAUAUAGCCGACCCCAAACUCUUGAGAUAAAUGCUUAGUUGAGUUGAGUUGAGAUUAGAAAUGUGGAAUGUAGAUACCCGGUAUGUGACCUACAGUCAUGGAUAUGGUUUGAUUGAUGUUGGAUAUGUUUGCCUGAUGGAUGAUUUAUGAUGCUUAAAUCUUGGUGUUUGAAAAUGUCAAGUGAUGGGAAAUUCUUGUCUAGGCCCAUUCCACCACGGAUCCAUGGCACAAAAUAUGUGCAAGACCCAUCUCAUUUGCAUGUGGGGCCUGCAUGCUUGUGUCUUGGAUUCAUGAUGGACUUAAUUUAGGUGAGAAAAAUCCAUCAAGUGGCAUAAGGUGGUCCUUAAGUCAUUCAGCCAGCAUUGAAUUUUUCUCUAUAGGUAACUUUGGUAGUCUACUAUGCCUAUUCUGGAUUUAACUCCCAUUUCUAUUUAAAUUACCAAACGUCAAGUAUAAAUUAAGGAUGCCAGCUAAGGAUAUUCUAUAUUUAUGAUUUUCCUAGAUAUUCAGCCAAGAGUGAUAGGAUUCUCAUAAUUUCGUGCAUAAUGAAAUAUAUGGAAGGAUUUGGAGGUGACCAAUCCGGGAAUGGCGAUUAUGGAUUUGAGAGCUAGUGAUGACCUAAAAGCCCUAUAAAUCAUCAUGUUUACUCAAGUUUCCUUAACUCGUCUUUCCAUUUAGUUGUUUUAUUGCAGGAGUUGUAAGCAUGGGUCGUAAGAAGACUCAAAUGAAGAUGAUUCAGGGAGGGAAUGCUCGGCAGGUUUCUUUUUCAAAGCGCCGAUCUGGCAUCUUCAAGAAGGCCAGCGAACUUUGUACCUUAUGCACGGUUGAAACUGCACUUGUUGUCUUCUCCCCUGGUGGCAAGGCCUUCUCCUUUGGCCAUCCCUGCUUUGAAGCGAUUAUGAAGAGGCUUGCUGAUGCUGAACCAAGGAAUCCGGAUCCUGACUUUGCUCAGCAUAUGGCUGAGCAUGAGGCCACUCUUAGUGAGCUUAACAAGCAGUAUUCAGAUGCGCUGAAAGAACUGGAAGCUGAAAAGAAGCGAGGAAAGGAGCUAAAGCAAAUGAGAGAGGCUCAGGGCAUGCCAUUGUUGGAUAAACCAAUUGAGGAACUCAACUUGGACGAGCUGGAGACAUUGAAAGCUUUCUUGGAACAAGUCAAGGGAAAUCUACUCAAGCGACUUGGGGAGCUUUCAGUCCAGACUUCGAAUAUGUCUGCAUCCUCUGAGAAUUCUGCUGAAGCCAUUGAUCCUCGUGUUACUAACCCAACUAAUACUCAUGACCAUGGUAUUAGCCAUGAAAAUUGAGUAGAGUCUAUAUAUCAGAGUGGUGGGUGGGGGAGUUUCGCUUAGUUAUUUUGCUGUUAGCAUUUAGUGUUUAUAUCGGCAAUUCCAGUUAUUCUCUCUUUUCACCACUCAGAUUGUGGAUGGAAAUGGAGUAGAAUUGAACAUUUAAUUUUUUAAAUGUUCAUUCUUAAUAAAUGAUUUAUUCUAAUAAAAACAAAGUAAAGAGUUUCAUA